Rhinichthys klamathensis goyatoka is the source of this 1897-nucleotide messenger RNA. It is a transcript of the gene fam161b, whose product is annotated as FAM161 centrosomal protein B. Gene Ontology annotation, biological process: cilium organization. Gene Ontology annotation, cellular component: cilium. Lineage: Eukaryota; Metazoa; Chordata; Actinopteri; Cypriniformes; Leuciscidae. The coding region runs from base 84 to 1802 and encodes 572 amino acids. The record is from RefSeq and is a predicted model, not a curated record. The transcript has 9 exons.
UCCAAGGAAAUGGAGUGUCUUGAUCUUUUACAGUAAAUGGAUGAGUGUUUGAAUGAUUUCCUCAUAGCGGGCCUGAUCACACCAUGGAUCAGAUGACGAUGAUCUCUCCCACUUUAGCUAUCUCUAGAUCUGAAGAGGGAGACAAUGUGCACGUUUCGAAAAGCCUGCUGCCCUUCAGUGAGGACCGGAAGAAGUCUGAACUAUCUCUUGAGGUGCAUUUGGAGGCUCUGAAGGCCAAACGCAAGCAGCAGCUGGAGAAUUUGGAGCUUCAGCAUCAGACUGGGCUGGAGAAGCGGGUCCUGCAGAACUCCCUGCUCACCAGCAGCACUGAGUGGAUGCUUAAAGCCAAUAUACUGCAGCAGAGCAUCAGCGAUCAUGGUGGCCCAAACUCUGAGAAACGCAAACACCACAGCUCAAAGGUGAUUCUGCAGAAUUUUACCCCAAGUGGAAUCAAGGCAAUAAUAACUUCUCAGGGAACGCUGACAGAGAGACAGAGGAAGCCUCUCCCUCAAGAUUCACAAAAAGCCAAAGAGGAGGCAGACCUGGUUGAGUGUCAGAAACAGUUUUGCGUUGCUCCUGUCCCUGAGCACAUCUCUAAGCCUCUUUAUGAUAACCUCAUCCAUGAACAAGAGCGCUUGAGGAAGGAAGGUCGUGAGCAGAGGAGAGAUUUCCUCUUGACCAUGCAGAAGCCCUUCAGGUUCCACAAGAGGGAUGAGAAGAAGAAGGAGAUGGACUCUGUCAAUAAAAGUGAAAAAACACAACCAGUUUGUGUGAGGAAACCUAUACCCAAAGCAGCCUCAGACCCCAGGUUUCCUGACCAGUUGAAAGAACAGGAGCAGCAAAGGAAGAUUCGCAUUCACCUGAGAGCCCAGGAGACCCUGAAAGCUUCCUCAGCACCCAUUCAAAGGAAUGAAGCCAGUGCAGAUAGCCAGACCCGCACGUCCCGCAGUGCUCAGAAGAGCAAAAACAAGAUGCUGGGUUACUUGGACCAGAAGCUGUCCUUCAGGCCUCAAACUAACGCUGCCGUGCCUGACUUUGACAAGCUCUACCAGGCCUUUCAACAGAAGGCAAUGGAGACAGCAGAGAGGAGAGAUGUGACUCAGUGUAAACCCUUCCGGCUGCGCACAUCUGCACUACAGCCUCGCCACAGGAGUCCAGAAAACACACAGAAAUCUACAGACAAAACGAGUCUAAAGAGAAGCAGUUCAUUAGGUGGCCUGACAUCACUGUCGAUGGAUACUCUUCCAACUUACAUAACAGAUGCUGCCAGGAAAAGAUCCAUGGCUGUAAGGAGAUCUCUGGAGCUGAAGGACCUCAAGGAGCAGGAGAACGCAGAGUGGAUGAAGCAGCACAGAAUCAAAUCUCACGCCAUGAGCAGGGCAGUGGCAAUGAGAGCCAAAGCAAUGGACCCCCAUAAGAGUCUCAAAGAGGUCUACCAGGACAAACUCAAACUGCAUCGGCAAGCUGAUCUGGAGAGAAUGAAAGAUUAUCAAAAAGAGCUGAAGGAAAUCAAAUCACGAGUGACAGCUCGCCCAUACCUCUUUGAGCAGGUGUCGCAGGAAAAUGCCAAGAAUAAUGUUGAACGCAGAUAUAGGAACACUUUGGAACAAGCAGGUUUGGAUGAGAAUUUCGUGAGAUCAAAGGGAGAAACCAGUAAGACCAACCAUGUGGACACUGUGGAUGAGGAUCAUAACAGCACUGAAAGCGAAACCCAGAAGAGUGCAGGAAGUGGGGAAGACAGUGUCACAAAUGAGGAGGAAAACGAAGGGAAUGUGGAAACCAAAGAGGAAGAGUUGUGCUGACAGAAGACAUGUUUGGAGGCCAGUGUAUUCCAUCAAUAAUCCAUAUGUGCUGGGGAGACUGUGGUCAGACAAAAAAUCACUGGUAGAUCAUUUCA